AAUAACUCAAACCCUAAUAACUCAAACACUGUGGAACAUUGCAGAGUGGAACAUUGUGUGAGAGGACCAACCACACGAACACGAGAUGGGAAGCAGACUGGGAAAAAGGGUAGUGAACUUCGCAAACCUACCAAUCAAGCUCUUGAUGCCGAGUUCCUUCACAAACAUCACAGAAAUCGCCCUGAAAACCAUCCCAUCCGCCUCCAAGAUCGAGAUCAAGCGCGUCCUGGAAUCCCUCUACGGCUUCGAGGUCGAAAAGGUGCAAACUCUCAACAGAGACGGAAAGAAGAAGAAGAUUGGUGGCUUAUUGAUCGCAAAACCUGACUACAAGAAAGCCUAUGUUACCCUCAAGAACCCGCUCUCCAUCGACCCCAACCUCUACCCGAUCCGAAUCAUCGAGGAGGAUAGGAGGAAUCUCAACAAGCAGGCUAAGUCCAGCGUCGUCGAGGAAGCGCCGAAUAAGACGCACUGGCUUGAUCACAAGAAGGAUGAGAAGAAGGCUCAGCCACACAGGCCCUAUCACGGUGCCAACCGCGAUACCCCGAGGGAGAGUCAGCGGUCCAGGCCACAAUACGGUUCCAACCGCCGUGCUGAUGCUGCUCCUGCUGCCAAGUUUCCCUGGACCAGCAUGAGGUCUGCCAGAGGUGCUACUAGAUAGUUUUGUUGUUAGCUUCUUUGUCACAUUUUAGCAUGGAAAUGGUGUUAUUGGUUUUGCUGGAUUCUGUUCAUUGGUGAUGAUGACUGUGGCAAUGGAAAUAAUUUUUUGACUU
Messenger RNA from Lotus japonicus, 770 nucleotides. RefSeq lists its product as uncharacterized. The transcript has a single exon. Bases 86 to 658 code for a protein of 190 amino acids. Gene Ontology annotation, cellular component: ribosome; mitochondrial large ribosomal subunit. Gene Ontology annotation, biological process: mitochondrial translation. The record is from RefSeq and is a predicted model, not a curated record. NCBI's taxonomy places the organism in Eukaryota, Viridiplantae, Streptophyta, Magnoliopsida, Fabales, Fabaceae. Gene Ontology annotation, molecular function: structural constituent of ribosome.